This is a messenger RNA of Malassezia restricta, 1257 nucleotides long. RefSeq names its product DNA-(apurinic or apyrimidinic site) lyase. Gene Ontology annotation, molecular function: DNA-(apurinic or apyrimidinic site) endonuclease activity; double-stranded DNA 3'-5' DNA exonuclease activity; zinc ion binding. Gene Ontology annotation, cellular component: nucleus. Gene Ontology annotation, biological process: base-excision repair. The record is from RefSeq and is a predicted model, not a curated record. The transcript has a single exon. NCBI's taxonomy places the organism in Eukaryota, Fungi, Basidiomycota, Malasseziomycetes, Malasseziales, Malasseziaceae. The coding region runs from base 1 to 1257 and encodes 418 amino acids.
AUGCGUUUGGUGUGUUGGAAUGUGAAUGGGCUGCGUACGUUGCGGUCUUAUGCACCAUGGGACGGCCUGCCGACAUUAGAGGCGUGUCUAGAGGCGCUUCAGGCGGACAUUGCGUGCUUCCAGGAAGUCAAGAUGACGCAUCGACAGCUGACGUAUGCCAUGUGUGUCAUGGAGGCGUAUGACGCGUACUAUGACCUGCAUCCGACCAAGGGGUAUGCGGGGACGGCGACGUAUGUGCGGCGUGCGGUGUGUAUGCCGCGAGAUGCACAAGUGGGCGUCACUGGGCUCGGUCAAGAUCUCGAUGCUGAAGGCCGCUGCGUCGUGCUGGAUUGUGGCCUGUUUGUGCUGCUCAACGUGUACGCUCCGAACGAGACGGACGCUGAGCGUCUGCCGUACAAGAUGGCCUUUUAUCGUGCACUUGAGGAGCGCGUGAGCAAGCUCAUAGAGGAAGGGCGCGAAGUGUUGGUGGUCGGUGACAUGAAUGUCGUGGCGGAUGCUUUGGACCACUGCGAAGGAGCGCACCUACCGCCACAUGCCGCGCGUGUUUGGUUCCGGCAGUGGCUGGCGCCGCAUGGCGCGCUGCACGACGUGACUCGUCGCUUUCAUCCUGAGCGCAAGAACAUGUAUACGUGCUGGAGUACACAGCUGGAUGCGCGCCGAAGCAAUUACGGCUCGCGUAUCGACUAUACCCUCGCAACGCAAGGCCUCUUGCGGUGGAUUCGGUACGCAGACAUCCAGCCCCAUGUCUAUGGCUCGGACCACUGCCCAAUUUAUGUGGAUUUGUACGAUCACCUGGACGGCGAGUCGCUGGCCGACGUGGUCCGGCCCGGUACAGAGGCGCCGCGCCUCGCAGCGUCGCACCAGCACCGCCACCAGCCGCGUUUGGAUUUGUGGACGGUAAAGCGAGCCCCUGAGACACGCGCGUCGCGACGCCCGCGUCCCCGGCAAACGAAGCUCGAUGGGUUUGUGCGACGCCCGCCCCCUUUGUCGCCGUCGCCACCGCCGCCGCUUCCCGCACCCGAACCACAUCCCCAGACAUCCGAGUGGUCAGCGCUCUUCACUCCACGAGCACCACCCUUGUGCACCGUCCACCGCGAGCCAGCCAUCUCGCGCCGCGUCACGAAGCCGGGUGUGAAUCACGGACGCACCUUUUGGAUGUGCGCGCGGCCCGUGGGGCCGGGGUAUGCCCAGCAAGCCGUGACGCCGUACCGCUGCCGCUAUUUCGCUUGGGACACAGACGUUAGGCGGCGUCGAUAG